Staurois parvus is the source of this 364-nucleotide messenger RNA. The record is from the annotation of a GenBank genome assembly. NCBI's taxonomy places the organism in Eukaryota, Metazoa, Chordata, Amphibia, Anura, Ranidae.
UCAUGCUGCUGCCAGUCCAGAGUCAAUCAUGGGUCCCUGUACGCUCCCGUCCCAUUGCUGUGCUGUCCCAUCGCCCACAGUACACCCUCUGCCAUGUGCCACUUUCAGGUCUCCUCACACUGCUGGUGUGUUCCAUUUUUUUUGUCAUAGGGUGCUGGCAGAUUACGGGCCUCCCAUAGCUGCUGCCAGGCCCCUAAUCUGCCAUGGGGCCCCUAUACCCCGCCUCCAUCAUGCUGCUGCCAAGUCCAGAGUCUCUCAUGGGUCCCUGUACGGCCUCCCAUUGCUGCUGUCUCCAUCGCCACACUCUGCCAUGUGCCACUUUCAGGUCUCCUCACACACUGCUGUGUGUGUUUACAUUUUUUUG